Messenger RNA from Hibiscus syriacus, 603 nucleotides. RefSeq lists its product as uncharacterized. The record is from RefSeq and is a predicted model, not a curated record. Lineage: Eukaryota; Viridiplantae; Streptophyta; Magnoliopsida; Malvales; Malvaceae. The transcript is spliced from 2 exons. The coding region runs from base 1 to 603 and encodes 200 amino acids.
AUGGAAAGGAAGCCUUGGUAUCAAAGAGCAAUAGAGAGGGCUACCGUAUGGAAAACUGUUCCGAAGACCACAGGAGUCCCUACUACGAAUGCUACAACAUUGUGGAAAACCAUUUCAAGACCAACGGAAAUUACCAUGGCGAAUGCAACAUUGUGGAAAGCGAUUCCCAAGCCCGCUGAAAUCCCUUCAACUCAUCCUAAUAGAUCGGAGAAGCUACGUAAAUGUACUUCCCUGAGGGUUGCCACUACGUUUAGUCGGGUUUGUCUAUGUGCACCAAUCUCUUCCUACAAUGAGGUUUUUCGCGCCGAUGUCCCCCCUAGAAGAAGCAACAGUUACCCUAGGUCAAAGCCGUUUCCCCUAGCGCAAGAAAGAGUAAUGCCUAGCGUGAAACUUAGCACAGAAGGAAGAAGAGUUUUCCGUGGAAAAUCGUUGACGGAUGAUGUUUUGAUGAGGAGGUUUGCUGUGGAAGAAGAAGCAAUGAUGCAAGUUAGGAGGAGGAAUCAAAUGGAAAUUAUAAGGAAGAGAAGUUUGAUGAGAAGGAAGAUGCUUGGUCCUAGUCCUCUUAGUAGAAUGGUAAAAGCUGAUGAAGAUGAGAAUUCUUAA